UCCAUUCUACUAGAUCAAGGUCCUAUAUAUAAAUGUCGGUGGUUUUGAGACUACCUAGGGCUGGAAACAACUAUGGCUGACACAGCAGAAAAGUUGGAGGCUGAGAUAAAUAUCAAGUCUGAUCCUGAUGAAUUCUUCCAUAGCUUUGGUGGUAAAGCACACCAGCUUCCAAAUCUUUGCUCUGAGAAAUUGCAUGCUAUUGAUCUUCAUGAAGGUGAUUGGAAGACUGAGGGCUCUGUCAAGCAUUGGACUUAUGUAAUUGAUGGGAAAGUUGAAACUGCGAAAGAGAGAUUUAAAGUGGACGAGGAGAACAGGAUAGUAACUCUGGAAGCAAUUGAAGGAGACAUUAAGGAACAAUACAAGAGCUAUAAGGUUGAGUUGCAGGUUAUUUCAAAAGGUGUCUCAAACUUUGCCCACUGGAGCAUUGAGUAUGAGACCGUCAAGGAGAAUGAUCCUGCUCCAACUAAGUACCUUCACUGGCUAAUUCAUGCUGCAAAAGAUGUGGAUGCUUCACUUCUCAAAGCACGAAAAUAAAUAUAUCUAUAGAUACCAUAUGAUUGCCAUCUUGGCUCGGGUUACCGGGGAAAAAAAGAAAAGAAAAAGAAACAAAGAAUGUUAUACAAUAUAAGUUAAUGUAAGAGAAUCUCUAAAUAUACCCCAUUGUCUGGGGUUAGUGAAGCCUCUAAAAUGUCCUUCAAAAAAAAAAAAAAGCCUCUAAAAUGGAGCUAUCCUGUCAAGGCUUGGUUGUACUUCAUAUGAGUGUUAACCGUUGUACGUUUGCUGAUAAAAAAAAUAAAUAAAACGAAGGUUUCGUGUGGCUUUUUAUC
This is a messenger RNA of Coffea arabica (coffee), 827 nucleotides long. RefSeq names its product MLP-like protein 34. Lineage: Eukaryota; Viridiplantae; Streptophyta; Magnoliopsida; Gentianales; Rubiaceae. The record is from RefSeq and is a predicted model, not a curated record. Gene Ontology annotation, biological process: defense response.